Messenger RNA from Oryzias melastigma (Indian medaka), 3791 nucleotides. It is a transcript of the gene me2, whose product is annotated as malic enzyme 2, NAD(+)-dependent, mitochondrial. Bases 249 to 2000 code for a protein of 583 amino acids. Gene Ontology annotation, biological process: malate metabolic process; pyruvate metabolic process. Gene Ontology annotation, cellular component: mitochondrion. The record is from RefSeq and is a predicted model, not a curated record. The transcript is spliced from 16 exons. NCBI's taxonomy places the organism in Eukaryota, Metazoa, Chordata, Actinopteri, Beloniformes, Adrianichthyidae. Gene Ontology annotation, molecular function: NAD binding; malate dehydrogenase (decarboxylating) (NAD+) activity; malate dehydrogenase (decarboxylating) (NADP+) activity.
ACAUUCCGUUCUGCGAUUGGAUACAGCACCGUUCUCCUCUCUCCUCUGAGCUGGCUGAGUAGAGCGUCCCUCAGGGGGAAACUUCUUGAAGAUAAACGUCAACAGCUACACUACAAAUAAGGCGGAAGACAUGUGCUGAGCAGUUGUGAAAACUGUCACAUUGAAGAAAGAACGACUUUAGUCUUAUUCUUUUAGAACAGAACAAGUACAGCAUUUGCUGACUAAUUGGACUUUCCACAGCAGUUGCCAUGUUGUCCAGGUUGAGGACGGCCUGCUCCCUCAGGCCCUGUGUCUCUGCCUGCAGAUGGGCACACACCAAAGAAAAAGGCAAGCCCCUCAUGCUUAACCCCCACACCAACAAGGGCAUGGCUUUCACUCUUCAGGAGCGACAGAUCUUAGGCAUUCAUGGUUUACUUCCUCCUAAAGUAGAGACUCAGGACAUUCAGACGCUGCGCUUUCAGAGAAAUCUCAAGAAAAUGACUGAUCCUUUAGAAAAAUACAUCUAUCUGAUGGGCAUCCAGGAGAGGAAUGAGAGGCUCUUCUACCGGGUUUUGAUGGAAGACAUAGAGGAGUUGAUGCCGAUUGUCUACACCCCCACUGUCGGCCUGGCCUGCACACAGUACGGACACAUCUUUAGAAGACCAAAAGGCUUGUUCAUCUCCAUUUUGGACAGAGGACAUGUCCGCUCUAUCCUGGACAACUGGCCGGAAACGAAUGUAUCUGCUGUAGUGGUAACUGACGGAGAGCGCAUUUUAGGAUUGGGGGACCUUGGUGUUUAUGGAAUGGGCAUUCCUGUGGGUAAACUCUGCCUGUAUACGGCCUGCGCUGGCAUCAGACCUGAGAAAUGUCUGCCGGUGGUGAUUGACGUCGGCACCAACAAUGAGACUCUCCUUAAGGAUCCUUUUUACAUGGGCUUGUAUCAAAAGCGAGACCGGUCUCAAGCUUACGACGACCUGAUUGAUGAGUUCAUGGAAGCUGUGGUGGACAAGUACGGCCAGGACACACUGAUCCAGUUUGAAGACUUUGGGAACCACAACGCAUUCCGAUUCCUCAGGAAGUACAGGGAGAAAUACUGCACCUUCAACGAUGACAUCCAAGGCACUGCAUCUGUAGCCCUGGCUGGUCUGUUAGCAGCUCAAAGAGCGGUCGGCAAACCAAUCACAGAACACAAACUGCUUUUCCUGGGAGCUGGAGAGGCUGCUCUUGGCAUUGCCAAUCUGAUUGUGAUGGCCAUGAUGGAGGCUGGGAUGACGCAGGCAGACGCCAGGGAAAAGAUCUGGAUGUACGACGCCCACGGUUUACUGGUUAAGGACAGAUUUCAGAAAACGGAUAUUAACCAGGAGGCUUUUGUCCAUGACAGUCCAGGGGACGUGCACAGCUUCCUGGAUGCUGUCAACACCAUCAAACCCACAGCCAUUAUUGGUGUGGCAGGAGCUGGACGCCUGUUUACCCAUGAUGUUAUUAAAGUUAUGGGAACGUUCAAUGAACGACCAAUCAUCUUCGCCUUGAGUAACCCAACAAACAAAGCCGAGUGCACAGCUGAGGAUGCCUACACUUUAACUGAAGGGAGAUGCCUGUUUGCCAGUGGAAGUCCAUUCGGUCCAGUUACUCUGAGUAACGGACAAGUCUUCACCCCGGGGCAAGGAAACAAUGCUUACAUCUUCCCAGGUGUAGCCUUGGCUGUGAUCCUGAGUGGAGUGAGGCACAUCAGUGACACUGUAUUCCUGGAGGCUGCUAAGGCUCUUGCAGAACAGCUGACUGAUAAAGAGCUCGCAGAAGGCCGACUCUAUCCUCCUCUCUCCAACAUCAGAGAGGUCUCUGUCCAGAUCGCUAUCAAGGUGAUGGAGUACGUCUACACUAAAGGCAUGGCGUUCCGCUACCCUGAGCCCAUGGACAAAAACGGUUUCAUUCGCUCUACUGUGUGGAACACCAGCUACGACUCCUUCCUGCCGGACAUGUACGACUGGCCGGGCGUCAGCUUUAAACCAAAGACUGAGUAGAAGUAAAGCAAACUCUUGUUGAGCCUCACUCUCAAAUUAUGUUUUUUUCACCAUUUGUUUAAAAUAAUAUCCAUUUUUUCUGAACAAUUUUAGGGCAAAAAUCAUUUGCAGUUCUUAUUCUUUACUUCAUUUGGUUUAGAAACAUUUGAGGCUGAUAAAAUUAAAGACAAAAAAGUAACAUAUUUGAGGUAGCUCUUUUUUCAUUGUAAUAUGUUUUUUGUUCUAUUCUAGUUUUUAAAUGUAACAAAAGUGGAUAGCCAACUGAUGCUGGGAAAAGUCAUUGAGAAAACACAUUUUGGUGUGAGAACUCCUAAACUUUUCAUCAUUUAUUUUUGUAUUGAUCAUAAAUGUCAAGAAACUACAGCUGAAAAUAUAGAUUAUAUAUUAAACCAUAAUCAUAGGAAAAAUGUAGGAACCAGUGACUAGAAUCAAUAAAUUGACAUAAAUAUUUUCUAACUUAAAUGGGACAAAUGUAUAUGUUCAUCAAAUUAUAUAUUUUUUGGUCUUGUAGGAAUUUUUGUUUGCUCUUCUAUUUUGGCUGAAAUACAGAUUUAAUACAAGUUUCAGUGCAGUUGAAACAAUAAUUUGGAGCUGUUGCAAACAUGUCAUAAUGUUUAGUGUUUGAAGCUACUCAGCAUCGCAUAUUGAUUUCUUUAUUGCCUUUUAUUACAUUAUGGCUAUCUUCUAAACAGCCAGUAAAAGGCAUCCCGAAAUAAGAGAGGGUAAAAAAAAUAAGAAGGGAAACCAACCUGACUGAAGGGGAAAAUUUAGUAUUUUUGUAGACAUUUAGACAGAAGUUUAUGCAGAUUUACAUGGGAAAAUGUGUUAUAUUUUAUAUGUAGAGUUAUUGAACCAAACGUGCUACCAGCUAACCCUUAAAUGCGCCUUUCAGCACAUUGUUGCCUCCUGUUUCUUUUCCUUAGAUUUUAUUUUGUAUUGGCACUCCUUUAGGUCUGAUAUAUAUAACUCCAUUCACAAACAAAACUUCUAUAAAAGAGACAGCAGAAGUUGUGUUUCAACUAUACAAAGCCAUUAUUAUCUACAAAACAUAGUGCAAUAUGUGCAAAUAUACAAAUUAAAUUUACUAUAAUAAACUCCUUAUGCACCUUUAGUUUAAAGAGCCCCAAUAGUUGAUGAUUAAAGUAGUUUGUUGUGAUGAUAGUGAAUUUAUUUAACACUGUGCACAACAAAAUAACAAAUAAGACUUUUUAUUUAUUAUUCUAUCCACCCUGAUGUUUUAGAAUAGAUUUAUCACAUGUUCAUCUUGUUUCUUAAGGUAAUCCAGCUGUCAGUUAACCAGCUGAUAACUUGCUUGCCUUUUCAGUAACUCUAGUAGAGUUUUUAUAGAUGGCUACAGAGCAACCAUUAACCUCAGGGUGUUAUUGUACCUAUUGUAUCUGCUUUGAAGUGCCAGAAAAAAUGUGUAAAUUCACUCCAUGUUCCUGUGCAAACUCCCAACAUGCUGCUGGUAGAUCAGAAAAAAAAUGUCUGUGUGUUUUGUAAAAAUGUCUCACCUGUGUCUUAGGUGUUUCGCUGCGCAGCUUGUGACAAAAUAUAUUUCACUUAUUUUAAUGUCCAUUUGUAUUUAAGGAUUUGCAAUUGUUUAAAGGGUAUUUCUAUAGAAAACUUGCAUCUGUCCUUGAUGUUAAGACUGAUUUUUGUUCAUUUUGUCCCAAUGCUGUCCAGUUUAUGAACUGUUAUUGCUGUAAUGUGUUGUACAAUGUUUUAUCCUGCUUCAAUACAACCCCGCACAAUGUUUCAAAUCUGAUAAAUUCGAUUUAUUUGACAUUA